Moneuplotes crassus is the source of this 1395-nucleotide messenger RNA. The record is from the annotation of a GenBank genome assembly. NCBI's taxonomy places the organism in Eukaryota, Ciliophora, Spirotrichea, Euplotida, Euplotidae.
AUAUUCUUGAUUUCCCAGAAAAUGGAAAAGAACUUGAAUUGAAUUUUAAAGAGUUACACAUAAAAGAAAAAUGACACUAUAUAAAAGCAAUGACAUAAAAAGUCAAACUAAAAGAAGGUCUGUUCAUAGUUGAACAAGCCCAGAAGAUCUUAAAAGUCUUGAUCAAGUUGAAUUCGAUGAUAGUACUCUGACUCCUAACAAACACUUCAAAAAUAGACAUAGGAGAAAAGAAUGGAGGCUGAGAAGGCUUGAGGCAAUUGAUGAAGCUCAAUCUAUCUAAAAUUCAUUAAUUCAUAUAACUUUUAAACUAACCCAUAAACCUAGCUCUUCAAGCCUAAGAGAGAUCUUCUUCACCAUUUUGCCGUAAAUUUUCCCAAGAAGAAUGCCUAAUGCCAUGAAUGAUUUCUUUAUUCUAAUUUUAGAUAUCAAUUUUCUCUACACUUUCGGCCAAAAUUUUAAAAUUUCCCAAAUUGUUGUAUAUAUUCCUGAAAAGGUGCAGCUAAAUUAUUAAAAAUUUCUUGGUCGAAGUCUUGAACCGUUCGGUGAAAUGAUCCCCAUCAGACCUUCAUAUACAUAUUUCAUAAAUUUCUAAUAAACAGUGUCUAGUGAUAUUUUAGAUGUUAUAUAAUCAUAAGAGCACUAAACUGAGAGUACGGUUUGUAUACCCCAUAAUGUGUACAAUUCAGUGUACAAAUAAGUUAAACUGUGUUGGAAAUUGGUCUAUAUGACAUUCUUAUAACUUAUCGAGAACGAAUCGCUUACGUCUUUCACUUACUGACACCUCAGGCAUUCUUAACAUUUCCUGAAAUACAGUACUUGCUGUAUUCAGGGAUUUCCAAUCAUUAUGGAUACAACUUUUCUUCAUGAAACUUAGAAACCCCUCAAAUAGUCUAUUUGCAGUAUUAAAUCGUGGUUUAGAUAUCUAACAUCUGAGUGCAGAGAUAUGAGGUAGUGACUGAAUUUGGUAUAGAAUUGGUAACCCUCACUUAAUGCUUCAUGUCUAACUUGGAUAUCCAGUUUGGAAGCCUAAAUAUUCCAACUUUUAGGUAAAAGAAGUCAAUCUUUAUAAUAUCAAAAUAUAAAACACAAAAAUUAGGAAUUGGGUGAACUCAGCAAGGUUAUUAGAAAUAUGAAAGAGAAAGUAGUUCUUGAAAAAAUAUCUUUGGUCCAAGUAAUGGAGCCUAACUAGUACUCCAACUUCACUUCUAAGCAAUUCAGAUAGAGAGGGAAGGUUUUGUAGAUCAAAUGCGCUCUUGCCAUGAUUUUCCUAUGGUAAAUGCAUAUCUGAGAAUAAUGCACAUUUUUCUGGUUUUUAUGCUCAAAUCUUCGAUAAUUGCUGGCAUCUUAGAUCUGGAUUUUGACAAGUAAUUUUUCAUAAGGCAUGGCCAAAUUUUG